Anoplophora glabripennis (Asian longhorned beetle) is the source of this 11092-nucleotide messenger RNA. It is a transcript of the gene LanA, whose product is annotated as laminin subunit alpha. The transcript has 42 exons. NCBI's taxonomy places the organism in Eukaryota, Metazoa, Arthropoda, Insecta, Coleoptera, Cerambycidae. Gene Ontology annotation, cellular component: basement membrane. Gene Ontology annotation, molecular function: signaling receptor binding. The record is from RefSeq and is a predicted model, not a curated record. Gene Ontology annotation, biological process: regulation of cell migration; regulation of embryonic development; cell adhesion. The coding region runs from base 17 to 11068 and encodes 3683 amino acids.
UCGGCUCAGUAGCGUGAUGAUGGUGGCGUGUAAAGGACUGGAGGACCCGUGGGUCCUCCUGGUGUUGUUGGUGUUGACUGGAAGUGUAAAGGGCGAGCUUCUGACGCCGCCGUACUUCAACCUCGCGGACGGUAAGAACAUCACCGCCUCCGCCACUUGCGGGGUGGACACCGAGGGUCCGGAGCUCUACUGCAAGUUGAUAGGGGCGAAUUCCGACAACGAGAUCAACGUUAAUAAUGUUAUCCAAGGGCAGUAUUGCGAUGUUUGCGAUCCAACACAACCGGACAAAAUGCAUCCCCCAGAAUUCGCAGUGGAUGGUAUGGAAACCUGGUGGCAGAGUCCGCCAUUAUCCAGGGGGAUGAAAUACAAUGAAGUGAAUUUAACCAUAGAUCUAGGACAGGAAUUCCAUGUUGCCUACGUGUACAUAAGAAUGGCAAACUCCCCCAGACCGGGUUUGUGGGUGUUGGAAAAAUCCUCCGAUUACGGGAAGACAUACACCCCCUGGCAGUACUUCUCAGAUUCCCCAGCUGACUGUGAAACGUUCUUUGGAAGGGAGAGUCUGCAGUCAAUCACGAGAGAUGACUCUGUCAUUUGUAGCACCGAAUACUCCAAAAUUGUGCCCCUGGAAGGGGGAGAAAUUCCGAUAUCCCUGUUGAACAAGAGACCUUCGGCCAAUCACUACUUUAACUCCACCGUCCUACAAGAGUGGACCAGAGCCACCAACGUAAGACUAAGGUUCCUGAGAACUAAAAAUUUACUCGGCCACCUCAUGUCGGUGGCCCGUCAAGAUCCUACGGUCACGAGAAGGUAUUUCUACUCCAUAAAGGAUAUCAGCAUCGGGGGUCGUUGCAUGUGCAACGGACACGCUGACGCCUGCGACAUUCCCGAUCCCGUUGAUAACAGGGUUCUCUUGUGCCGCUGCAAACACAACACCUGCGGGGCGAAGUGCAACUCGUGCUGUCCCGGUUUCGAACAGAAGGCCUGGAGGCAGUCGAAGCACAACGACCCAUUUAGGUGCGAACCUUGCAACUGCUUCCAACACAGCAACGAAUGCGUUUACGACGGGGAAGUGGACCGGAAACGUUUGUCUCUCGACGUAUACGGCAAGUACGAGGGCGGGGGCGUUUGUCAGAACUGUCAGCAUAACACGGAAGGGAUCAACUGUAACAAGUGCAAACCUAAGUAUUUCAGGCCGUACAACAAGCACUGGAACGAAACGGACGUGUGCGAACCUUGCCAGUGUGACGUCUUUUAUUCGACGGGGAACUGUGCCGAGGGUUCGGGACGUUGCGAGUGUAGGAAAGAAUUCACGCCGCCGAACUGCGACAGGUGUAGUUUCGGCUACUACGAUUAUCCGAACUGCAAGCCGUGCGAGUGCUACCUCAAUGGUACCGAAAACCUGCAGUGCUCACUUAACGACGGGGAGUGUACUUGCUUACGGAACUUUGGCGGGAAAUACUGCAAGGAGUGCGCCCAGGGCUUCUUCAACUUUCCCGAGUGCACUCACUGUGGAUGCGAUCAGCAAGGCUCUGUCUCUCCAUCGUGCGACCACGAGAGCGGGAACUGUUCCUGUAAAAAUAACUACGCGGGAUCCAAAUGCAGCGAGUGUAGAAACGGGUAUUACUCUUACCCCGAAUGCACGUACUGCAACUGCGACACCAGCGGAACCGAAGAGGGGAUUUGCAACAAAGAAACGGGCCGGUGCAUCUGUAGAGAGGGUUACGGCGGCGAACGUUGUGACAUGUGCAUCAUGGGGUACUACGGCUACCCCGAUUGCAAGCCCUGCAACUGCAGCAAGGUCGGAUCUCACGGUUCCACCUGCAGCACUACCGGGAAGUGUUCCUGUCUGUCGAAUUACGCUGGGCGCACCUGCGAACAGUGUUAUCCCGGAUAUUAUAACUAUCCCGAGUGCAAGCCCUGUAAAUGCGAUCAUGGAGCGAUCGGUGUUUCUUGCGAUCAAGAGGGUAGAUGCGAAUGCCGUGAAAAUUACGCCGGGCAGCAUUGCGACGUGUGCAAAGAAGGAUACUAUAAUUUCCCAGCUUGCGAAGAUUGUAACUGCCAUCCGGCUGGUGUGGUGGCAGGGUUUGCCGGUUGCGGUUCGGUCCCCGCCGGCGAAUUGUGUCAAUGUAAGGACCGGGUGGAGGGGCGCAUCUGCAACAAGUGCAAGCCGCUCUACUGGAACCUCAACCGUAACAAUCCCGACGGCUGCGAGGAGUGCAACUGCAAUAAGACGGGCGUUUUAGGUGGCAUCGCGGUUUGCGACACCGACGACGGACAGUGCGUCUGUAAACCGUCGGUUAUCGCGAGGGGCUGCACGGAGUGCGCCGACGGCACCUACGACAUGAGGGAGGAUAACCUUUUCGGUUGUACAGAUUGCCGUUGUGACGUCGGGGGAUCGGUGAGUAACAUCUGCCACAAGACGACGGGUCAGUGUCCGUGCCAGUCCCGUGUGACGGGUCGCACGUGUAAAGAACCCCUACAGACCCAUUACUUUCCCACCCUGUACCAAUACCAGUACGAGGUGGAGGACGGUCGUACCCCAGAGAAUAGCAGCGUUAGGUACGCUCACAACGAACGGGUUUUCCCAAACUAUUCCUGGAAGGGGUAUGCUGUGUUCUCGUCGCUACAAAAGGAAGUCAUCCAGGUUAUCUACAUAUUCAAACCGUCGCUGUACAGAAUGGUACUGAGGUUUGUCAACGGUAAUCCUAAUAGCGUAAUUGGAGGGAUAAGGAUUACGCCGGAUAAUCCAAACGACAUCGAGCAGUACGUCAAGGUUCAGUUCAGAAACACGUCCGAGCCGUCUUUUGUUACCGUCUCGGGAGAGUCGGGAAACACACCGAAGCCGUUUGUGAUGAAUCCGGGUCGUUGGUUUGUCAGUAUAAACGUAAACGGCAGCGUUCUAAUCGAUUACUUCGUCCUCCUUCCCGAAGAUUUUUACUUAGCCACAGUUUUGAACCAAAAGGUAGAAAAGCCUUGCACGAUAGACAAAAAGGACCUUUGUCGACAUUACGCGUACCCGAACAUAACGAUUUUCGAUAAAUCGUGGGGUAUCGGCGGUUUCAUACGAUCCGGCAAGAAUAUCGAACAAACACAUGAAUUUUUCCAAGACGUAGAGCACUUAAACAAAAUCGGGGCAUUCAACAAGGUCCCUUUAUUAAACGCCGCCCAGCCGGACAUAUCGUUUAAUAUCAGUGUGCACAAGUCUGGACCUUACGUUAUCGUGAUCAACUACGCCACACCGUUAAACGAUUUACGCACCCACGACGUGAACGUGAUCGCCCAUCUGUGGAAUGGAACUGAACGCGGCAACUUGAAACUUUAUUCUUGCCCUUACACGGCGUUGUGCAGGCAGGCCGUUAUUAACGAGCGAGGAGGAGUGGCGGUAUAUCCGGUCAACGGGAGUUUUAUAGUCCUGGACCUGAAGAGCGACAACGUGAACGUGGGUGUCCACUCGAUUUACGCGGUUCCCUACGAAGAAUGGUCUCUGGACUACAUCGAGCCCAAACCCGUAUGCAUCCGUAAAGACGAGCAGUGCAUUCCGUUCUCUUUCCGCAACCCCCCGGAAUCUAAGAAGAUACAAUUCGAGCAAGACUUGGAAGGAGAACUUGGAAAGAACAGACCGCCGAUCAGGGGGAGUAACGAAACGUCUUACGUCUGGUUGAACCCGUCGGAAACUUUUGUGGACUUGAAGGGCAAAGUGACCCAUCCCGGUUACUAUACAUUCGUGUUGCACUAUUACCAGCCUCAAUUCCCGGAUUUCGACCUGAACGUUACCAUACAGAACGGGCAGUUUUACGAAUCCACCGUACCCGUCAGACAUUGCCCGUCCCAAUCGGGAUGCAGAUCGGUGGUCCUGCAGAACAACAGGAAUAACAAGUUCUCCCUCACCGAAAACUUUGUGGUUACGUUGAAACAACCGGAUAACAAGAACGUGUACCUGGAUUACCUCCUGGUAAUACCUGCGGAUCAGUAUACUGACAGAAUUCUCGAAGAAGAGGAGAUAGAUAGAACGGGCGAAUUUAUCUCGACGUGCGGUAACAACCACUUUAACAUCGACACUAGUCACGAGGGUUUCUGUCGUGACUCCGUAUUCUCCAUAACGGCCAACCACAACACGGGAGCACUCUUUUGUCAGUGCGACUUCUCCGGUUCCUACAGUUUCGAAUGUGAGAAGUUCGGGGGACAGUGCCCGUGUAAAGAUCACAUAAUAGGACGAAAGUGCGAGGCGUGCAAAACGGGAUAUUAUGGCUUCCCCGACUGCAAACCCUGCAACUGUCCGUCGACUGCCUACUGCGAACCGUCGACGGGUCAGUGUAUUUGCCCGCCGCACGUAGUCGGCGAGCGAUGCGAUCAAUGCGAGCCCUACACUUACGGUUACGACCCCCUUAUCGGCUGCGAGGAGUGCAAAUGUAAUUAUUUGGGUGUUAACGAGACGAGACAAUGCGACAUCCUUACCGGAGAAUGCCCGUGCAAGAAUAACAUCAUCGGUCGUCCCUGCGACCAAUGCAAACCGGGGCAUUUCUCGUUCCCGUACUGCCAGUCCUGCGAGUGCAACACCGUGGGAACCACGGCCGAGAUCUGCGAUCAGGUGUCCGCCGAAUGCUUCUGCAAGAAGAACGUAGUGGGGCCGAGAUGCGAAUACUGCCGAGAGGGUUCCUUUAACCUGAGGGACGACAACGAUGACGGGUGCACGGAAUGCUUCUGUUUCGGUAAAACGACCAGGUGUACGGAAUCGAACCUGCUUAAAAUCGCUCUGACGGAGAUGAGGGACUGGGAAGUCGUCGCCGUCCACGCUUCCGUACCCUUGAACGUAACAAACUUGAACCUUACCGUGGAAAGCGUAGACGAAAACGAAAACGUCAUCGGCGUGGACUUUUCCUAUUUUAACGUGUCGGAGAACGCGGCGUAUUUCUCGGCCCCUCAGGACUAUUUAGGGGAAAAAUUAACAUCGUACGGAGGUUUCUUGAACUACACGAUUUAUUACGUCAUCGGACCGCAGGCGUCCGCCGUCAACGGCCCGGACCUUAUCUUACAGGGAGCCGGAUUGUAUUUGACUAAUUACGGAUUCGAGCAGCCGCCGCCGGCGACGGAGUUUUACAGCACGCUGCAGUUGGUAGAGAGCAACUUCGAACUGCCCGCGGGGGGAGCCGCAAGAAGGGAACACAUUAUGGAGGUGCUUAGAGACCUGCGCGGUAUUUAUAUCAGGGCUACGUACUGGACUGCUAGCGUUACGACGAGGUUAAUUAACGUGGCCCUCGACGAAGCGUUCAGAGCCAAAGACGACUAUGAUGUAAGGAACGGUCCCCUGGCUGUUUCGGUGGAGCAGUGCCACUGCCCCCCGAACUAUCAGGGCUUGUCAUGCGAGGAGUGCGCUCCUGGUUAUUACAGGAUAUCGUCGGGACCGCACGGCGGCUACUGUGUUCCCUGCCAGUGCAAUGGACACGCGAGGGAAUGUGACGUCAACACCGGCAUCUGUUUCAACUGCACCGAUAACACUCGAGGUGACCACUGUGAGCUCUGUAACGUCGGCUACCACGGUAACGCUCUAGCGGGAACUCCGAACGACUGUUUGAUCUGCGCUUGUCCUCUGCCUAUUGCAAGCAACAACUUUGCGACGGCCUGUGAGGUCAGUGCAGAUGGGGAAAAGAUCAGUUGUGAUUGCGUAGACGGUUAUAUCGGGGCUAGAUGUCACUCUUGUACUCCCGGUUACUACGGUCGUCCUGAGGUCGUAGACGACUACUGCAAGCCUUGCCAGUGUUCCGGGAAUAUUAACCCCCAAGAUCCCAGUUCCUGCGAUACGGUCACGGGAGAUUGUUUACGAUGUUUGAAUAACACCUUCGGCGAAGCUUGCUCACUCUGCGCCCCAGGUUUUUAUGGUGACGCGGUGAACCUGAAGAAUUGUCAAGCCUGUAUAUGCGACGAGACGGGAACAGACCACUGCGAAAGUUUCUCAGGACGAUGCGUGUGCAAGCCCAACGUGAUCGGCGAGAAAUGCGACCGUUGCGAAGUGGAGCACUACGGAUUCCAGUCGGGCCGUGGCUGCGUACCUUGCGAGUGUGCCGAGGCUUCUGAGAGUGAUCAGUGCGACGACGUCACGGGGCAGUGUAAGUGCAAGCCUGGCGCUACCGGAAGAUCCUGCGAUAGGUGCGCUGGGGGGUACUGGAAUUACACUUCCGGCGGUUGCGUUUCUUGCGGAUGUAAGAGUGAAUAUUCGCUCGGGUUUGGAUGUAAUGCACUUACCGGACAGUGCGAAUGCCUGCAAGGCGUGAUUGGGGAGAAAUGCGACCAGUGUCCAAGGCGGUGGGCCUUCGUCCCCGACUUCGGUUGUCACCAGUGCGACAGUUGUCACCACGCCCUUCUAGAUGAUACCGAUAGUCUAGCUGUGUUGAUAGACCCGGUUAUAAUUGAUUUCAAUUCGAUCGGAUCGAGGUAUUUCACUUGGCAGAAAAUGGAGAACAUGAAAGUGCAGUUGGAGAGGCAGAAACCGAAGUUCAACGAAGUCGAUCCGAGGCAAAUCAAUUUGGACGACAUUAUCCAAGAACUGGAGAGCCUAGAGCAAGACUCGAAGAACUUAAACAGAAAGUCCAAUUACUCCCUUGAGAACAGCGAUUCUCUCCGGAAUCAAUCGACGAAAUUGAAAGACAAACUGGAGAUCUUACUUGAUGAGAUUAAUCAAGCAGACGACGACGCCCUUCGGACUAUAGACGAAAUCGACAGGAUCACGGGAGAAUUAAACGAGGAAGCCGGCAGCGAAAUAGACAAGGCGGUGCAAACUGGCGAAACCCUCCUGAAGUCUAUAAAAAGUUAUAACUUGACCGGACGCGAAGACGAGGCGGACAAGGAAUUGAAUAAGAUCAACGAGGUAUUAAAAAACGUCGUAGAUUACAAAUACCCGGUUGAGACCCUUCAGGGACAGGUGGACGUGAUAAAGGAAGCCCUGAAGGAUUUCAACGAGAAGUUGGACGACUUGUUUAACCACACCCAGUAUUCUUUGAAUAUGGCCAAGGAAGCGGAAAAUAUAGUAGCAAGAAUCGGAAAAGAUCGAUUGAAAAGCAAAUUAGAAAACAUAGAAAAUGAAAUAAUCGAAUCCGAGAGUAAUAUUAAAGAUUCUGAGAGAAUUCUUGCUAACGCAUCGGAUUUAAUCGACACGUCGUUUGGGAAGUUAAAAGAACUUCAAGAUGCCCCCGAUGUUCUAGAAUCAAACAAUAUCAACUUCAACAGCCAGUUAGAAAAUAACGAAGCUGAACUCGAAGAAGUUCAGAAAUUAAAACCCGACGUCCAAGACCAUGCCAACAGUUUGUCGGAUAGGGUUCAACAACUUGAACAUAUCUUAUCGGAAUCUCAAAUCGGUUCUGAGGAUGCGGUUAAAGCAGCGAGGGCUUACAGGGAUAUCGUAGCCGCUGUUAAUAGUGCUAGGGAUGCAGCUGAGGGCGCUGAGAAUGACACUAGUAACGCUCUAGAAAUUUUGAAUAAUGUCCAAGAUAGGACCCGCGAUGCAGACACAAAUUCCGCUAAGGCUCUCGAUGACGCUCACGAUUCCAAUCAAUCCACUUACCAAAAACUAGAACCGAAGUUGAAUUCGGCGAUUUCUAAGUACAGACCUGUUAAAACUUCACAUAAUAAGAAUGAGGAGCUGUUGAAGGAUAUCGAGAAGAUCUUGGACAAGAUUCAAAUACAGGACUUAGGAGAAGCCUAUAAAAAUGCAGCCGAUAACGCGGAACAAGCCUCGGGUACUGUUAUCACCAUAGAAGAUCUAGUUAAUAAUUCUUUCUCAGAGCUGCCGAAAGAAACUGAGCAAGCUCUGUUACUUCCCAAAGAAAUUGACAAUAUAAAUCGUAACUUUACCGUGACGGAGAAACAAAUAAACAGCAUGAACGAAAAAUUACCACCCGUCGUAGAGAGUUUGAACGAACUACCCAAAGUACAAGCACGUUACAAAAAUGUGUCUGAUGGCAUUCAGAUUAACAUCAAUAAACUGAACCAACAAAUCGAACUCGCCAGGGACAUCGCUAACAGAAUAAAAGUCGGCGUUAAGUUUUAUCCGAACACGACAUUGGAGUUGAGGAAUCCUAAAAAUCUGGAGGAUAUGACGACGUCAACGAAAUUCUCUGGAUACUUUAAAACCGAUAAGUUAAACGGACUUUUGUUGUAUGUCGGCAAUCCCGUGGGUACCAACUUGACGAAAACUAAAUCGGACGAUUACAUGUCUCUAAUAAUUGUAAACGGUUAUCCCAUAUUAAAACUGGACAUCGGCAACGGCCCCGAUCAAGUUGUUAAUAAAAAAUUUGUGUCCGACAAUAAUUGGUACCAGUUCAUCGUAGAAAGGGUCGGCAACAGUGCGAAACUGAUAAUACGCGAAGAACUCCCCGGUCAUAAAGAAAACGCAAUAGUCGCCGAGAAGUCCUUAUCGGGACCUUACACGAUCUUUAAUUUGGACAAAGAGAAGUCUAAGAUAUUCGUAGGGAGCUUCCCGCCACAGAACUACGAGAUGCAGAAAGGGAUCGACUUCAAUUCGUUCGAAGGCGAAGUGGAGGAUCUGGUUAUUGGCAACACGCCUGUAUCGUUGUGGAACUUCAACCACAGCUACGAAGCUCGUGGCGCUGUUGAAAGGGACGAGUUGGUGGUCCUCGCUCCCAGCACCGGGUAUAGAUUCAACGGGAACGGUUACGUCAUCUUAAAUGCAAGGUCCAUUCGAUUUAAGCAGAAGUCAUCCAUUCAGCUGAUGUUUAAAACUUUCGCUACUAAGGGCUUGUUGUUCCUCGCUGGUAAUAGAACCACGUUUAUUUCUCUUGAACUGAGAAACGGAAAAGUACUAUAUCAGUACAACUUGGGUGUUUCCACUAAAAAGUGGGUCACGACUAAGCAGUAUAACGAUGGGAAAUGGCACAAGAUCAGCGCCAGCAGAGAAGGAGCUAAAGGUAGGUUCGAAGUGGAUAAUGAAGACGUCAUAGACAGAACCAAUCCGAUUUCUGGCGCGUUGUUGGAACCGAUAGAAACGAUCUCGUUCGGCGGGUAUCCCCACAAGCACGAUUACGCCGACGUAACCCAGGAUAAAUUCGACGGGUGCAUCACUAACGUCACCAUUAUGGCGGAACCUAUCGACCUUCAUAGUAACAUCAGGGAGUUUGACGUCAUUCCCGGCUGUCCCGCCAAGUUUGCCUCGAUGGUGUCCUUUGCUAAGAACACGCAGGGGUACGUGGGCUGGGACCGUUUACCGAUCAACAACGAUUUCACCGUCAGCCUAAAAUUCAAGACUAGAGAGAAGGACGGGCUGAUAUUUUACGUGACCGAUGCCGAACAGGACAAUGGAAUAUCGCUGGCCUUGAGGAACGGGAAUUUGGUCGUGAUAAGUCAAGGAAUAGAGUUGGUGUCUAAGGAUACGUUCAACGACAGCGUCUGGCACGUCGUGUCCGUCAUCCACAACGACAAGACGUUGCGGAUGGACUUUGACGACUACGGAUUUGUCGACACUGAUACUCCGGCGUCUGCGUUGUACGUGUUGUAUGCUAGUAUGUACGUCGGGGGUCUUCCUAGGAGGGUUCAAGCGAAGGAGGGAGUUGUGGGAUCGGCGAAAACGCUUCACGGGUGUAUAGCAGACCUGACGGUGAACGGUAAAGUUAAGAACUUUGCCAACACCACCGACAGAUCGGCGGAAAUUCUAGAUAAAUGUGUGCUGGACAUUUCUAUCGCUACGGAACAUUCAGAUGUCGAGUUGAAACCCGACAGGCCGAUUCCUUCUUACGCUACUCAACGCCCCAAGGACCUCAUAGAAAAUCUAAACCCGUACGGUGCGAGCGUUGGAGGUGACGGCGGGUUAGAUUCUGUCAAUAUCGCUGCGCCUACGCCGCCAGAAGAAGCACUGGUCACCGAGAUUCCGACGACGGAGGCACCGACGCAGCCCUACAGAAAUGUGACGUUAACCACUAAGCCGCCACCUGUCAUCGACGGAUGCGCCCUCCCCUUAAAUCCGGUCCAAGAGAGCGAAAAAGUUAUCGGAUACAGGUUCGGUACCCAGAAAAUCAGCAGGCUAGAGUAUACUUCAACGAGGGGCAGAUACAAGAAGAGCUUCGAUUUCAGGCUUGAAUUUAAAACGGUGGAGAACGAGGGAAUCCUGUUCUACGUCUCCAAUCAAACUCACACCGAGUACGCCGCAGUAUACUUGACGGACGGAUACGUCGUCUUCAAAUUCAAAGCCAACAACACGUCGUUAUCGAUCAAAUCGAACUCGAUGUACAACGACGGCAACUGGCAUCGGGUCAAAUUUUCCCGAGAGGGGUCGGCCGGCAAACUAGUGGUGGACGAUACGGACGUCAACGACGGGAACAUGGUACAGAAAACUCCCGCCUUAGACAUUCGCGUGCCCUUCUUCAUCGGAGGGGUUCCUCCCGAGGACUACGACGAAGUCCUGUUAAAUUUGAAUAUCUCCAGGACGUUUUACGGUUGCAUCCGCAGCUUCGCGAUGAACGACAAACCGAUGGAGAAGGAGGUGCCGCACGGUGUGAUCCCGUGCUCGGACCACGUGGAGGUCGGGACGUACUUUGGCGGCGGCGACGGCACUUUCUUGAAACUCAGGGAGAGGUUCAAGGUGGGGCACAUGUUGAUCAUCAAAAUGGACAUCAAGCCGAGGGUGGAUUCGGGUGUUUUGGUUACGGCGCACGGGAAGAAGGAUUAUUACAUUCUGGAGUUGGUCGACGGUCAGUUGAGGCUGACCGUGGAGAACGGGAGGGGUCCGGUGACCGCCGUCUUCCAUUCCACGAACAAUCGAUAUCAUUUGUGUGACGGGCAGUGGCACAACAUUCAAGCCGUGAAGUCGAAGAACGUCGUCAGUCUUUCCGUUGACAACAUACAGACCGAACCCAAGGUCGGAGCUACAUACUUCACGUCCACGGACACGGGAAGCACCCUCUUCCUGGGCGGGCACCGUUACCUAAAGAGAGUGAGGGCGAUCACCACUAGAAGUCCGUACGUCGGAUGUAUUAAGAAUGUGGAGAUAAGUGGGCAGCCAGUGACCCUUUCGCCUACCAUGGCGGAGGGCAAUAUUACUAUCGGUUACUGUCCAACUAAUUGAGUGGAAUAAAGGAGAUUACGCAAC